Brienomyrus brachyistius is the source of this 5022-nucleotide messenger RNA. RefSeq names its product mannosyl-oligosaccharide 1,2-alpha-mannosidase IB-like. Gene Ontology annotation, molecular function: calcium ion binding; mannosyl-oligosaccharide 1,2-alpha-mannosidase activity. The transcript is spliced from 14 exons. The coding region runs from base 424 to 2361 and encodes 645 amino acids. Lineage: Eukaryota; Metazoa; Chordata; Actinopteri; Osteoglossiformes; Mormyridae. The record is from RefSeq and is a predicted model, not a curated record. Gene Ontology annotation, biological process: carbohydrate metabolic process; N-glycan processing. Gene Ontology annotation, cellular component: Golgi membrane; endoplasmic reticulum; extracellular exosome.
AGCCGCGACUGCAGUUAAAACAGCAACUCGGGAGGAGGAUUUAACUGCCUCCCCUCCGCGAGCCGGCCGACGGACAAUGGAGUGCGAGACGCAAAUACGCGGCGCCGGGGUUAUGUGACGACUUUUGCGGAGGCCCGGGCCACCGUUUCAAUUGGCUGUGUUUUCUUUUUUUAACUUUCUCAUAUGGCCCCGGGAAGGACCUGAGGUGAUGCCGAGGCGAGGCAGAAGCUGGCGGUCCAUCGCGGCCGCCGCCGUUAACUAGAUGCCUGCACUCGGAAUCGGAUAUAACGAGCAUUUGUAAUGACGGCACUCCUGAGCAGUCACCGGAUAACUGUAAGGCCGGAACCUCUGCUGUAGGAAUGAGAGAAGGCAGCGGAUGAAAUUGUACCGGCUCCGUGUCUUGUACCCAAUCGUCACUAAAUCAUGACCACCCCAGCUCUUCUGCCGCUGUCAGGACGCAGGAUCCCGACCCUCCCGCCUGGGGCGUCAUCCUUCUCCCAUCACCGGGCCACGCUGCGGCUCUCUGAGAAGUUCAUCCUCCUCCUCAUCCUCAGUGCCUUUGUCACCUUGUGUUUCGGGGCGUUCUUCUUCCUGCCGGACAGCUCCAAGCACAAGCGGUUCGACCUGGGCCUGGAGGAUGUGCUCAUCCCACACAUCGAACCCAACAAGGAGGCCCGGCUGCCCGGCGUGCCCAUCAUCCACGGACAAGGUGCUCACGAUGAGCACCGCCACAGGGAGGAGGAGGAGAGCCUGAGGAGCAAGAUCCGGGCAGACCAUGAGCGGGCCUUAGAGGAGGCCAAGGAAAAGCUGAGGAAGUCACAUCAGGAACUGCGAGCUGAGAUCCAGACGGAGAAGAACCGUGUGGCCCAGGACCUCAAGAAGGAGGCCGGCGCUCGAGCCCUGCCCCCUGUGCCCAUGCCCAAGCUGGUGGGCAUCAAUGAUGGUGACCCUGGAGACCCCGAGAUCAGAGAGAAGCGGGACAAGAUCAGAGAGAUGAUGAAGCAUGCGUGGGGAAGUUACCGGCAAUACGGCUGGGGACACAAUGAGCUGAAGCCCCUCGCCAAGAAGGGACAUUCCACCAACAUCUUUGGGAAUUCCCAGAUGGGAGCCACCAUCGUAGAUGCCCUGGACACCCUGUACGUCAUGGGCCUUCACAGCGAGUUCAAAGAUGGCCAAGAGUGGGUCGAGCAGAACCUGGACUUCAGCGUGAACGCAGAGGUGUCUGUCUUCGAAGUCAACAUUCGCUUCAUCGGUGGGCUUCUGGCAGCAUAUUACCUAUCAGGGCAAGAGGUCUUCAAGGUCAAAGCCACCCAGUUGGCGGAGAAACUUCUGCCUGCUUUCAACACCCCCACUGGCAUACCCUGGGCCAUGGUCAAUUUGAAAAGUGGUGUGGGCAGGAAUUGGGGCUGGGCUUCAGCGGGCAGCAGCAUCCUGGCCGAAUUUGGAACCCUACACAUGGAGUUCGUCCAUCUGUCCUACCUUACAGGGAACCCGGCCUACUAUGAAAAGGUCAUGCACAUACGGAAGCUCCUCGCCAAGAUGGACCGGCCCAACGGGCUUUACCCCAACUACCUGAACCCGAGGACGGGCCGCUGGGGACAGCACCAUACCUCUGUCGGGGGGCUGGGAGACAGUUUCUACGAGUACCUGCUGAAGGCUUGGCUUAUGUCUGACAAGACUGACAUGGAAGCCAGAAAGACGUACGACGAUGCCAUUGAGGCCAUUGAGCGUCACCUCAUCCGUAAAUCGAGCAGUGGCCUUACUUUUAUUGGCGAGUGGAAGAACGGGCACUUGGAGAGGAAGAUGGGUCACCUGACCUGCUUCGCAGGCGGCAUGUUCGCCCUGGGGGCCGACGGCUCCCCCGGGGACAAAGCAGGGCACUACCUGCAGCUGGGCGCCGAGAUCGCUCACACCUGCCACGAGUCCUACGACCGCACAGUGUUGAAGCUCGGCCCAGAGGCCUUCAAGUUUGACAGUGGUCUGGAGGCCGUGGCCGUUCGGCAGAAUGAGAAGUACUAUAUCCUACGUCCAGAGGUCAUUGAGACCUACUGGUAUAUGUGGAGAUUCACCCACGAUCCCAAGUACCGGCAGUGGGGCUGGGAGGCAGCACAGGCUAUCGAUAAGUACUGCCGCGUGAGUGGUGGUUUCUCUGGCAUUAAAGAUGUCUACUCCUCCUCUCCGGCAUACGACGACGUCCAGCAGAGCUUCUUCCUGGCAGAGACACUCAAGUACCUUUACCUGCUGUUCUCCAGUGAUGACCUGCUUCCACUGGAGAACUGGGUGUUCAACACGGAAGCCCACCCCCUUCCUGUCCUGCACCUGGGAAACAUCACCUUGCCUGGGAGCAACACCCAGCGGUAGGGGUGCCCUUCUAUCCCCGGGAUGCAUUGGGGGUAGGGACCCCCCUCAGCACUCUGCAUCUCCUCUCCCACUAUGAAAGUAACUGUCCACUCAUGGUUCAGUGAAGGGUCCAACCCCACGGGCACUAAGACACGGGGACCCGGAUGCCUCUUAGAGACAGACCCACUGCUGCGGCGAGAAAUCGGUUUUGGUCAAUGAAUUGGGGCGUGCAAGGAUUUUUCAUAAUCUUUUUUUUUUUUUUUUUUUUAAAUUCAACACUGACCAUGGACUCACAAAUAUAAAAUGCUAACAGUUAUACUUCCUGUGUGCUCUCACAAUGACCUUUGAUCUGGAACUGUUCCGAUAAGUACAUUCUCCUCCACUUUUAUUUUGGGGGAUGCAGUGAUCGGUCUAGUAUUGUACAGUGUCCGUAUUGUUUGUUUUUCCUUUUUUUUGGUUCUCUGUGGUGUGGGGAUUUCCUGGGAAGCGAGAGUCUCCAUCAGUGGCCAUUGGAAGGACCGAAAGCCAGUUAGUUGCUCUUCUGCUGUCUGACAUUGUUGGUUCCUGUCUUUUGUAGUCCCUCAUUCCCUCAAAGAUGUGCAAAGAACAGCUGCCGAAAUAUGUGCAGUCAUUGCUUUGUGAAAAUGGGGAGCUUUAUAUGGGGGGGGGUGUUCCUAAAAAUGGAUGGUGAGUACAGAAUAAAGUUCUUGCUUUAUACCUGAUGCGGGGGUAGAGGGGUACAAUCCAGCACCUCCGCACCGUCACUACUGCCAUUCAGCUUCUCACUUAUGCUCUAAAACCCUUGAGGGGAGUGAGCGUCCAAGGUCCUGAUAGGCCCUGGUCCUGCGGUGAGACCAUUUAUUCGAUCUGACAUAUUCAUUGUGUUCAAUUCAGUCCGUCCUUAGGAUCGAAAAUGGUCUAGAGUGGUGGGUCAUUUGUUUUCGUUAUAGCUUUAAGUUGCAGUUAAUGUCUCUUCUCAGUGGUGAAAACAUAAUGAUUUGAGCUGCACUUUGCCCGAUGGGGGGAGGCCUAACACUCAGUACCUGUGUCCUGUGUAGACUGUGACAUGCACAAAUGCAAAUACAAAACAAAAAAUGGUCCCUGUAUUUUCAUUGAUUUUUUUGGGGGGUUUUUUCUUUCUUUCGGUCAUUUUCAGCCUUCAGAACGCAAUGUUCUGACUCAUCAGAAAUCUGUAAAUAUGAUAUAUGUAAUGCCAUCUAUUAAUGAUGUGAUAUGGAGCGGAAGGCAUAGAUGGACAGCUGUCAGGUUUGCUUUUCAGGGAAUUACAAACCUGACCUCUAGGGGGCACUAUAUAGCAACUUGCAUGUAGAACCUACAUCCAGGCCAGCUUGAAUACAUGGCGAUGGAGUGCAGGACAAUGCUUGGUUUAUCCAGGUGUCUGAAGUUUCUGUAGUCCGGUGACUGGAUUUUUGCACCCCUUGAGCCCAAGAAGGAAAACUUUUUUUUUUCUUCUUUUUUCAUUUUCCCUCGCAUCAAGUGCAGACAGAUCACUGGUACAAACACAGCACUAAGACUGACAGUCCCCUUUAAAAGCCUUGAAUGGACUAGUCUUGUGAUUGCUCUUAUUAAAUGCAGUUAGACCCACCCCCCUCUUCAUUGGUUUCUUCCCAGACAAUCAUUGCUGACCCUGUUUCCUGAUAGGCGACUCCUCACAGUCCUGGCGUCAUCAAAGCUAAAAUAAAGACUGCUUGAAUGUUACCAUUUCCAUCACCUUCAUGACUAAUGUAAUCCAAGUCAAUGCCACCCCUUCCUACUACUGCCUUAAUUCUCUGUAGCCUUAACAAAUUCCAUUUACACUGUUAGUUUCUUUAAAUUUAAUUCCAGUAUUGCUAGCAAUUACUUGCCUGCAGUGUACACCAGUUACUACACCUUAAAUGGGUUUUAGGAUUUUUCUUGUUGGUGACCUUUUGUGUUGGAUCCAUUUUCCAUUGCUUUCCCUCACACAUUCACACAUCUCCAUUGCCCGCUUUGUCUCGGGUAUUUGCCAGUAAUUGUGCCUAUUGCAACGAGUUGUGUGUCCAGGAAGUAUAUGCUCUAGUCUCUGUUCUUGAAAGUUACCAUUCUUUUGUUUCAUGCUCUGUCAUUAAUUAGAAGGUUCUCUCAGUAUAAACCGACUGUGGUCAUGUGAUUCAUGCAGCCUGUCAAAACUAACACAGUCAUUCAUUAUCUCACCCACAACCCUCGACCAGAAGUUAGGGCUACCAACAGAAAACACUCGCAAAUGUUUAUAUGUACCCAAGAAAUCCCUCCAAAGUGGAAAAAUAACUGAAUAAUGGCUUAAUUAGUACAGGUCAUUUUUAUGGACGGAGCUCAAGCAGCAGUAACUAAUUAAUGUAAGAAUCUCCAGGAUGUAAGCAGCUGGCCGUCAUAAACACCCACCCUGACGGCACCUCUGGCGGCCUUGUGUUCGUGUGUCAAAGCUGCCUGACUCCUGCUGUUUUGUCCUUUUUGUUUUUUUCUUUUCUUUUUUUGAGUUGUCAGCGUUAUCAUUUGCUUCCUGCCCUGGGGACCCCGAGUCCACGCUGGCUUCCAUUGUCAGCAAGCAGUUUUGGAAUUGUUUUCUGUAUUUGUAUUUUUACUGAGCAAAUAAAAAAAUAGAACUGUAAAUAUGUUUAAAAUGAUGAGGAUCAAAGGAUUCAAUAAAGAUUAUUAAAAGAGAAA